UAAACAUACUACAGACCACAAGCCUCGAUUUUACAAUAAUAAAAUGGUAAAUUUAUUAAAAACUAUUGCUUUACUAGCCAUUGCCUUGCCCGCCUGUUUAUGUGUCACCAUCAAGCCACGCAGCAGUUGGGGUGCAACCCCAGCUCUUUCAGACACCCACAUAGAUGGGGCCGUUGACAAUGUGUUUUUAUAUCAUUUAAAUAAUUCGUAUAACUGCUCCAAUGAAUUUGCUUGCCAAACCCGUAUCAAGUAUAUACAAACUGAUCAUAUGGCUCAUCGUAAUUUCAGUGAUAUUGCCUACAAUUUCCUAAUUGCUGGCGAUGGCAAUAUCUAUGAGGGCCGUGGUUGGGGUGUGCAAGGAACUCAUAAUCCCAACUACAAUAAUAAAAGUAUUAGUAUUGCGUUCUUGGGCAAUCUUGAAAACUCGAAACCCUCGAAUGAAAUGGUGCAAAAUGCUAAAGAUUUAAUAGCGCUAGCAGUUAGUGAUGGUUAUUUGAAGGAGAAUUAUAUUAUCAGAGCUCGUUUUAAUGAAUGAUAUAAUCAGGGCAACCAAAAAUAUGCUCUAAAAAAGUGUUUUAUGCGCAUAAAAUAUGCAGUUAAAAUCGAAAAAUAUCCUCUUAAAUUAUAAAAAAAU
Calliphora vicina (urban bluebottle blowfly) is the source of this 634-nucleotide messenger RNA. RefSeq names its product peptidoglycan-recognition protein SB1-like. Gene Ontology annotation, molecular function: zinc ion binding; N-acetylmuramoyl-L-alanine amidase activity. The record is from RefSeq and is a predicted model, not a curated record. Gene Ontology annotation, biological process: peptidoglycan catabolic process. NCBI's taxonomy places the organism in Eukaryota, Metazoa, Arthropoda, Insecta, Diptera, Calliphoridae. The transcript is spliced from 3 exons. The coding region runs from base 44 to 535 and encodes 163 amino acids.